Molecule: messenger RNA, 3141 nt
Organism: Alligator sinensis (Chinese alligator)
Lineage: Eukaryota; Metazoa; Chordata; Crocodylia; Alligatoridae
Gene: CUNH19orf47
Product: chromosome unknown C19orf47 homolog
Exons: 9
Coding region: 1-1167 (388 amino acids)
Cellular component (GO): nucleus
Source: RefSeq, a predicted model, not a curated record
AUGCCUUGUUUCCACCCGUUGCAUCGUCACACUCGACGCUACCGUGGAUUUACUGCUCUUCGAUCCGUCCCCUCACCGCUUUGUCUCUCACCCCUUCCAGCUACCUCGGAGUGGAUUCAGUUCUUCAAGGAAGCGGGGAUCCCCCCGGGCCCGGCCGUCAACUACGCGGUGACGUUCGUGGACAACAGGAUCCAGAAGAACAUGCUGCUGGACCUGAACAAGGAGAUCAUGAAUGAGCUGGGCAUCACUGUCGUGGGGGAUGUCAUUGCCAUCCUCAAGCAUGCCAAGGUGGUUUACCGGCAGGAGGUGUGCAAGGCCGCGACGGAGACCCUGGGCUCCACCCCGCCCAGCAUGCAGUCGGAGUUGCGCCGGAGCGCCAACAGCGCUGCCACUCGAAUGAUUGCGAACAGCUUAAGCAGGGAUUCACCGCCUUUGACCCCUGUGCGACGCCCUGACACCGCCGGCACGUCCAAGAUCUCUGUGACCGUGUCCAACAAGCUGGCAGUGAAGAACAACGCCAAAGCAGUCUCAUGUGAAGCCGCAGCUGAGAGCCCAGCCGUCCCGGUGAAGAGGCGAUGCGUCACGGCCGAGAUGGAGGGGAAAUAUGUCAUCAGCAUGCCCAAGGGCACCACACCGCGGACAAAGAAGAUUCUGGAGCAGCAGGCGGCCAAAGGGCUCCAGCGAACGUCCGUGUUUGACCGGCUGGGGGCCGAGAUGAAGGCAGACACCACUACAGGAAGCAAGCCCACUGGGGUGUUCAGCCGGCUGGGGGACACACUGGAGGCAGACAAGACCAAGGCGGGCGAGAGCGACGAUGACUGCUCCGUGCUGCAAUACGCCGGUGUCCUCAAGAAGCGCGCCAAGCCCCUCCGCAAGGAGAGCACCAAGCCGGGCAUCACGGUCAAAGCCAAGGCCACCAGCUCAAAGCCCAAACCGGCCGUGACCACCAUCCGGCGCCUGGGAGGCAAGAGCACUGGCACCACAGCAGCCAAAGAGAGGAAGCCCGAGGUGGGCUCCAAAGGUGGCAUGGCCCAGAGACUCGGGACGGCCCCACCGGCCGCGGCCCAGGACAGCAGCAUCACCAGCACCCGGAGCAGGCCCGAGCCGGCGUUCCGGGUCACUAUAAAGAGGACUGUGGGCAGCACCAAGGUUGUUUCUUGUCUCUAGGACGUUGCGCCGCGAGGACUCCGUAAGGAGCCAUUACAGAGCGGGGACGCGGUGCCGGCGCUCUCGAGCAUGAGGGUAAUCUCGGGCCGGUCCCCUGUAGCGCUAGCGUUUCUAGUCCCUGCGCGUAGGUAGCUCGGCUCCUGAUAGCUGCCGCCGCUGGGUGCAAACAGCUGCCAGGAGGCGGCACGGAUCCUCCACCUUCUGCGCACAGCUCUGCACUGCCUAGAGCAGGCCAGAAGGAUGUGGAUCCUGGACGCUUCUGUGUCCGUUCGAGCAGUGUUUUGUUUGCUGAUGACAGUGGGGCCCAGUUCAGUCCUCCGGAGCCGUUUGCACGGCAGUAGCUUUCGCUUUGUUUUGAGCGCAUUGUUUUCCCACCUCCCCCAUGGCCAGAUCUCAGGCAAACGGGAGUUCAGCCCCUGUCCAUUCUCUGGGGAAAAGCAUCAGCCCCCGGGACCGGGGGGGGCUAAUUCUUAGUAGCACCAACAUCGAAAGAGGAGGGAGGUUCAGCUGCACACCUACAGAUGCAGUCUCAGCUCCUGGCUUCGGCCCCUUCCCACUCCCCUGGCCCCAGGAGGUGGCGGCACCACUCUCGCUGCAGCUGCAUCGUGGGUGCCAAGUGCAUGGUGCCUGGAACACCAUGGCACGGUGGCGGGAGCCGGCAGAGCUGGGCCUGCCCGUUCAGUGUUCGGUGCGCCAGCUCCAACGACUCCCUGCUAGCACCAGUCCCAGGGCAGAGGGGAAGGGGAUGCCGUCUGCAAUGGGCACAGAGCGGUGAGUGCAGUCACUUCAUUAAGAGACCUUCUUCCCUGGCAAGGGCAGAAUGGAGAACAGCUGGGAGAGCAGCUGCACGGGUCCAAACCGCUCCACCCUCGGUGCCAGAGAGAACGUGGCCAGUACAAUGGCUCUGGCAAGGGCAGUGGGCGCUUCUCCCCGUAGCUCAGUGCGGGGUCCAGCCCUGUCCUAGAGCCGGCGCUGGGGGUGUAAUGUCCCCAGGGGUUACUGCAGCUGGGCCAGCCGUCCACCACAGCAAUGUUUGCACCCGUUCUUAUCGUCUCCAUUUAUUAAGCCAAACCCCUGAAGCCUCUUCCUCAGCCAAACUGCCAGGAGCAAUCCAGACCGGUUCUUUUUCUGCUGUGGGCUUGUUCCCUCUGUUCGCGUUUGCUGACCUGUCUUUCCAUGGCGGCUCCUAGGGCGAAAUGCAUUGGUUCUGCUCAGUUUCCUCAUGCAACGCCACAUCUGAGUACUGGUUUUGGGCUUUAAUCCUGUGAAAACACGACGGGGAAAGGCAGGGAAGCCUUCUGGAACGAUCCUCCUGGCUCGUUUCUGUGGGCUGCUAGUGUUGCACCUGGCAAGGGAAGUCUUUUUUUUUUUCCCUGAAAGCCAAGUCCGUUUUCUAUUUUUUGUGAGUUUUCUUACUGCUUUUGGAGGGAGGGGCCGGUGUUGCUGGGUUUUUUAGACUGUUAAACAACCCUUUCCUACCCGAAGGAAAUCUGCGCGGGCUGCCGCCUGUCACGGAGUAGGGGAAGAAGGGGGUCGUGUGAUGUUCUCGUGGCACCUCCCAUGUUUGUUAACAACGCCACGUGCUCUUUGCAAUAAAGCGUGGAAAUGACCGUUCUCUCUUGCCCCUCCUGGCUCCCGUGUCUCGCCGCCCAGGAUGCGCCGGGGAGCUCCAGAGACGUAGGUGGUGCAGGGAGGCUGCAAGCUCAGAAGGGCUUUCCCCAAGUGGGUGUUGGACCCGUUUCAGGCCCGCUGAGACUCGGGGAGCAGCAAACCUAGACCCAGUCUGGAACGCCAGACUCCUGCUCUAACUUCUAGACGGAGCCGCCUCUCCCACCCUGCUACGGAUUAGGCCUUUAACCCCUUGCGCAGCAGGCCAGGCACUUUUGCCUUCCCUUGAAGGGUUGCAGGCUCCUGGCUGCUCUGAGUUUACGGCCGGGACCUGGCUGCCGGCCGGCGCGUGCUCCGGCAGAGGAA